Mercenaria mercenaria is the source of this 1430-nucleotide messenger RNA. RefSeq lists its product as uncharacterized. The coding region runs from base 887 to 1276 and encodes 129 amino acids. The record is from RefSeq and is a predicted model, not a curated record. The transcript has 2 exons. NCBI's taxonomy places the organism in Eukaryota, Metazoa, Mollusca, Bivalvia, Venerida, Veneridae.
AAAAGGCAUGCCAAACAUAUUGUAUGAGGGACUAAGAAGCAGUAAUGAAGCAAAAAUAUAUCUGUAUGCGCUAGCAAAGAAAGGGACAUAUUGUGUUAGGUCACCAAAUAUACUUUGCUCAGAAUCGUUUUUCAGCACGAUGCAAGAGAUGGACCCUUGGGGUCAAGGUAUUUUGACAGCAAGUGGCGUUGAGAAGCAGAUAUCAGACUUCACAACCAUAACUGCAAUGAAAAUGAUGGACAACCGGCGAGUAUGACACAGAGGUUUUGUUAUGUAGAACAUUACAUGUUUAAUUAAGGGAAACAACACUUUUGUUAAAUAUUCAAUUAAAAUUUCAAAAUCAAGAUAACUCGCUUCGAUUAAAGUAGUUAAUUUGUUAGUUUGAGUGUACAUUAUGCUAUAUAUCUUAACAUAGUUGUUUUCCCACUUCCGCUUCAGAAGCAUUUGCCUCUGUCUGUGUCAACGUCUAAGACCAAUUUUGUUAACAAAAGAUACGGCGAAAUAAGAUUAAUCCUCAUCAUGCUGGACACGAUUAAUUCUGCCUUUGCCACUAGUGUAGAUCAUGAUCAGCCUGCACAUUCAUGCAGUCUGAUCAAGGUCUGCACUGUUCGCCAUUCAGUCAGUAUCUUUUUGGUAAGCACCCCUUUUAACAGUUAAUGGUACUGUCCAAACUGAAAGAUGGACAAGUUUAUUAGGGUAAGGGUUAAGAAAUUGCCUUUUGCAGACGGACAGUAAUACUAGUUAUAUCCUGCACACAAUCUGUCAACAAAUCUGCGCUAAUAAUCACAGCAUCUUGAUUUGUUUCCUUUCAAUGUUUUUUGCCUCACUGAAUUACAACCAUCACACUUUCUACUGUUGUUAACUUAUAUGUUCUUUUUCACAGACGAUGACAGAGAUGACAAUGACCUUUGCAAAAGGAGACUGUAAUUCUCUAUUUGUUUUAUUUGUGAAAACUGUUUUCAUUUCGGACCGUUUCACAUACGCACAAAAAGAGAUGCAGCUUACCCUGUUCCAUCCACUGAAAACACAAUACUGGUGUCAGAUGAUAGUAUACAGACAUGCAAAUGUAGGGCAAACAAGUUCAUUUCAUGCAUCGUUCCAAAGUACCGGGAUCACUUUUUCGAUACAGAAGCCAGAGCAAGGCUCGUUCGACAGGAGAAACCAUACAAGUUCUCUGACAUUAACCACCCUCAGGGAGGAGAACGGCCAAUCAGAGCCCAGUACGGUUAUAAAAUCAACGAAUCGAAAGUGUUGCCAUCUAAACGAUUGGGACUAAAAUUAAACAUGUUCUAAGUUACUUGUGCUAUGUAUAGGAACUGCCAUGUAUAGGGAACUUUGUUAAACAAGUUAAAGCAUAGCAAAAGUUCCUUCUAGCUAGGGCACAUCUAUAUAAAUAUAAAAUGAUCAUCUUGUAAAAUUUUGGUUGCAAU